GAUGGAAGUCCAACCCAGGUAAGCAGGUGAGUCAGAUGUCGUUCCUUGCAGUUGAUUGAUCUCAAACACUGAGGGGUGUAGCCAAGGUGACGCAGAAAGCAGCCUCGCUGACUCCGAGUCGCUCAUGGAAGUUUGAAUUACUGCGAGUCAUCGUGGCACCUGUUGGGCGAACUCUUGCCAUCCACCGUCCGGGACGAAUAGCUCACCUCACAUGAAAAAGGAAUAAUCGCAGCUCCGGUAAAGGAUGAAGGUGCAUUUAAUCGUACCCAUGGCAAUAGUCGUGAGCGUGCUUUUGUUGGGUUUCAUGAAAGUACGGAAAAACGAGCAAGAACAAGAGAUCAAACGGCUGAAGUUUCAAGAAAUCAAGCUACGGGUGGCCGAUGACGUGCUCUCAGAGUUCAAGACCGAGCAGGGAAACAUGCAGGAUCAACUUGACAAGUCUAAAAAUGACCAGACCGCACUGGACAAGGAAGCGAUCGAGCUAAAUAGCAAAGCAGACAAGCUAAAGGGGGAGGUGGACAUCUGCCAGGGAGAAAAGAAAGCUGAAGCUGACAAAUCUGCUGCAGAAGAGACAGGGCUGAAUAAUCUGAGAGCUGAACUAGAGAAGGAGAGUGUCAAGUGGAAAGACGAAGAGACAGUUUGGAAAACGCGUCUUGGAGGACGGAGCAAAGUGUGCGACUAUUUGAAAAAAGAUGCGGUCGGAGGAAAGAACUUGUGUGGUGAGGCGCUUAAUGAGGCUGCUAAACCAGCAGAGCCAAAGGCGGAGGCCCCUAAACAAGAAGAAGCUAAACCAGAGGCCCCUAAACAAGAAGAAGCUAAACCAGAGGCCCCUAAACAAGAAGAAGCUAAACCGGAUGCUCCUAAGCCAGAAGAAGCUAAGCCGGAUGCUCCUAAACCAGAAGAAGCUAAACCAGAUGCUCCUAAACCAGAAGAAGCUAAGCCGGAUGCUCCCAACGCGAGAUGAUGGAGUGCAACUUCUGUUUUCUAGCCCACACACCAGACUGUCAGCAUGUUGUUUUACUGCCUCUCAGGUUCAGAUACUUAACCUGGGUUUGAUCGUAUAUAAUAUAUCUUAUUAGGUGGGGCACGGAGACAUCUGGUUAUGUUUAUCCCAGAAUGCACAAUAAUGUUCAGUUUAUAAUCAUCCAUUUGUUCACCUUACAUUAAUAUGACUUUAGCUUAAGUUGUCAUUACUUUCUUGCUUUCUUCCAUCUAGUACAGCGUGUGUAAAUAAUGUUUUAAAAAAUGCGUUUUUCAUUGCUUCAAGAGUGAACGAAUACUGCCUCUGGGAAACCUGUUCACGUGAAGCCAGGGCAUGAUGUUUAUAUUACCUCAGAUGUUCCUGUUCAUUAAAGCAUACUGUCUACAGGUUGCUGCUAAAGUUGGACUUCUUAAUAUUGUCACUCAAAAUUCCUUUUGGAGAGAUUGUUCAUUUUGUGUAGCAAAUGGGGAGGGGCCAUUCUGGUGUGGGCCAUAUGUUUUUGCUUUUCAAUACACAUGCUUUAGGGGAAAUUUCAUUGGUAUGUUAAAUGUUGUUAUGCAAAUGUGACUAGAUUUAAGAAUUCACUCAGAUUUGUGGUAGCCGCAAAGCACUGUGGGAAAUGUAGGAGAUCAAGUACCUGAUUGCGACUGUGAUACUGACACACACACUCUCUACACCCUGCCCUUCCUUGGUCCCUGUUUGACAUUUACUGUGACAGUCACUCACUCAGGACAAACAGCUUUUGUUUGUUGUAAUCAGGUGGACUGAGAGCACAAAAACAAUUCAAGACUGUGCUGUCACUUUGUUUAAAGAGGGACCAUCCAGUUUAUAUAAAGCAUCUUGCAAUAAUGUACUUGCGCUCACUCAAGUGAGAAGAUCUGUCAAAAUAAAAGUUAUGAAUGACUGUUUUAAAAAAACAUGUGCCUGAUUUAACAACUUUGGAAAUCUAAACCAAGCCUGAUGUUAUUUCAGUCAUGUACAGUCCUGGUCACCCUUUCAUUUUUUUUUUUUUUUUUUGUAUAACAUCUACAAUAUGUUCAGAAAUAAAUAUGUAAAUGUGUACCAAAUUAAUAUGAUCAGAUUUUGUUGAAUUGAAUGUCCAAAGUAAUUUAAUCGAUUUAAUGGACAGUAAUAAAGGUGCCUCUUUCUUAAUA
Mugil cephalus (flathead mullet) is the source of this 2136-nucleotide messenger RNA. RefSeq lists its product as uncharacterized. The coding region runs from base 245 to 964 and encodes 239 amino acids. NCBI's taxonomy places the organism in Eukaryota, Metazoa, Chordata, Actinopteri, Mugiliformes, Mugilidae. The transcript is spliced from 4 exons. The record is from RefSeq and is a predicted model, not a curated record.